This is a messenger RNA of Monodelphis domestica (gray short-tailed opossum), 4300 nucleotides long. NCBI's taxonomy places the organism in Eukaryota, Metazoa, Chordata, Mammalia, Didelphimorphia, Didelphidae. The record is from RefSeq and is a predicted model, not a curated record.
UAUGUCAUUGUGUGAACAUUGUGUGAAUCAGAGAGAGCAUGUGUGCCUGGAAGAGAGUGUUCCCUACCUCUAGUGCUCCAUACCUCCAAAUCCAGUGGUUCUAUAAUUCUGUGAAAGGUACUAGAGAGGUCCUGACAGCCAGGUGACCAAAAACCACCACUACAGUGGGAAUCAUGGUAUGGAGACAAGGGUCAUUGUAACUAUCCUGAGCACCUCAUAGCUUCAGGAUAGUUCACAAAUUAAUGUUCUUAAUAUCUUUAAGGGUGGGAGUUGGUUUCCAUUCUCUGACUCGAAGAAAGGCAAUGAAGAGCUGUUGCUGGAACAAAAAAGCUCUAGGUUCAAAUCCUGCCUGUGAUCAAUAUUGUCUCAUAACCCUGAGCAAAUAAAUCACUUAAUCUCUUGGGUUCCUAAAAAACUCUGGAGGACAGGGAUUCUUUUCUUUUUUUAACAUAUCAGUACAACUUUUAAUAAUUGUUUUCUGACAUUUCGCAUCCAUGUUCUCCCCCUCUCUUCUACCUCUCCCCAAGAAGGCAGGUAAUAUGAUUUAGGUUGUACAUAUUUUAUCAUAUAAUACAUAUAUAUUUCCAUGUUUGUCAUGUUGUGAAACAGGAGACAUAUUGCUUACACUAGAGAAAAAUUCAUGGAGAAAAUAAAGUGAAUGCUUCAAUCUGCAUUAACACUCCCUCAGUUCCUUCUAUAGUGGUAGAUUGCUUUUUUGGUCAUGAAUCCCUUGGAGUUGUCCUGGAUUCUUGCAUUGCUGAUAAUAGUAGUCAUUCACAAUUGAUCAUCCUACAUACAUUAUUGUUGUUAUUGUGUACAACAUUCUCCAGGUUCUGCUCAUUUCACUUUGCAUCACUUCAUAUCAGUCUUUCCAGGUUUUUUGUGAUCAUCCUGUUUGUCAUCUCUUAUGGCUGUAAUAUGGUGGUGUUGGGUAUCAAGAUGUUUCACUGUGGGUUAAAGACCAGCAGUUAACUCUGACCAGGGCAGAACCUGGUCUGAGAUCAACACACAGGCCACUCAGUAAUAAGGAAAGUAUUUAAUUUUAAUAGGAAAAGGUUAAAGAGAAUUUGGAUAACCCUAAUGCUAAUCCCACUAACAAAUUCCCCAGAUCUAAAUAUCCCUGUGAGGAAAGUCUUCAAAGAGACAUUGGACUACUCUAAUCUUUCCUCACUCACCUAAAAUUCCUAGUCCCUGCAAUAGCUAAUUCUGCACUAAAACCCCCCCUUAGUUAAUAUUAAAAGGGUAAUGGUCUGUGGUGAGCUUAGCAGGGCCCAGGGAAGGUCCCAGAUCCAAAAGGACCUAGACCUAGUCCUAUAAUCACUGCAGACAGAUAGUUUAGAAUCACCAAGUUUUUCUCCAAGGAAAUACAUAAGACAGCAGGCAGGAUAGGAAUCAGGACUAAGAACUCAGGAUAAGCAGCCACACUCCCCAGAUACCUCCAGAGAGACCACCAGACUCAACAGUCUCUGAAUAAUAGCUUAACCCUUCCUGCAGAAUUCCAGAAUCUUUUCCUUGUUGGUCUCAUGCCUCUGCCCUUUGCAAAACCUAUCAAACUUCUGUCUUAUAACAUGGCAUAAUAGUAUGCAAUUAAAAUCAUAUACCACAACUUAACUCUCCCCAAUAGAUGGACAUCAUUUCAGUUUCCAGUUCUUUGCCACAACAAAAAUCUACUAUAAAUAUUUUUGUACAAGUAGGUCUUUUCCCCUAUCUUUUUUUUUUUUAAACCCUUACCUUCUGUCUUGGAGUCAACAAGGCAGAAGAGUGGUAAGGGCUAGGCAAUGGGGGUUAAGUGACUUGCCCAGGGUCACACAGCUGGGAAGUAUCUGAGGCCAGAUUUGAACCUAGAACACCCAUCUCCAGGCCUGGCUUUCAAUCUACUGAGCCACCCAGCUGUCCCCUUUUCCCCCUAUCUUUAAUCUCUUUGGGAUAGAUACAGACCUACCUAGUAGUGAUAUUGCUGGAUCACAGGGCGUGCAUGCCCUUUGAGCAUGGUUCCAGAUUGCUCUCCAGAAUGAUUGUAUUAGUUCACAGAAAUACCAACAGUGUUUUAGUGUCCCAUUUUUCCACAUCUCCUCCAACUUUUAUCAUUUCCCUUUUUUUGUCAUGUUAAUCAGUCUGAUAGGUGGUGGUACCUCAGAGUUAUUUUAAUUUGCAUUUCUCUAACAGUGAUUUGGGGCAUUUUUUCCUGUGACUAAAGAUGAGGACAGGGAUUCUUAACCUGAGGUCCAGACUUGUUUCAUUUUAUUUUUUUACAUCUUGAUAACUAUAGUUUAACAUAAUUGAUGCCCUUGGUAAUACUACAUAUUUUGUUUUAUGCAUUUAAAAACAUUAUUCCAGGACAGCUAGGUAGCACAUUGGAUAGAGCAUCAGGCCUGGAGUCUGGAAGACAUGGGUUCAGACUCUUCCUAGAUGUAUGACUCUGGGAAAAUCACUUAACCUGGAUUGCCCAGCCCUAGCCACAUUUCUGUCUUAGAAUGGAUACUAAGAAGCUCACUUUAGAGAGAAGAUUCGAUCUCUAGAGCCACUGAAAGCCAUGCUAAUCAAUGUGUCUGAAAACUGCAAUGAAAAAAUUCUGGCUCUCAGGGCGGAGGAGAGAUAUGAAAUCAAAAUGCUGAGGAAAGAGAAAAUUAAUUUAUUAAAGCUCAUUGAUAAGAAGAAUGAAGAGAAGGUCUCUCUGCAAACACAAGUGACCAAGCUACGGAAAAACUUGGCAGAGCAAUAUCUUCACUUCCUUAAUGAACGCGAUGCCAGAAGGAUCCUUGUUGCAGAUCUUAACGAGCUUCGAUAUCAGCGGGAAGACAUGUCUCUUGCCCAGUCUCCAGAUGUGUGGGGAGAAGAUCCUGUAAAGUUAACCCUGGCCUUGAAGAUGGCUCGUCAAGACCUCACCAACACUCAGAAGGAACUGAACACAAUGAAGGCAAAUUUUGGUGAUGUUGUCCCCAGAAGGGACUUUGAAAUGCAGGAGAAAAGAAACAAGGCAUUAUAUGAAAUGCUGGAGGGCUUAAAAACUGACUUUGAAGAGAUACGGAAGGAGUAUGAAACACUGCUACAGGUUCACAUGGCAACUGUAAAGGAUAGGGAUGAAUUCUUCAAUGAACUGCAAGAGAUACAACGGACCUCUACUCCCAGGCCUGACUGGUCCAAGUGUAAAGAUGUGAUAGCCGGAGGACAAGAUCGCUGGCGCUCUUUGGCUGCAGGGAAAAGCAGUAACCAGCUUGUCGGUGUGCUUCUAGAAGAGAUUGGUUCAGGGCUUCUCCGAGAAGUGGAGACCUUCGAAGGCAUGGGCACCAGUGAAGAAAUCCCAGAGUUCCUUCGGUUUGAAGGUUUUGCCCAAAACAAAAAACUAAGCAGAAGGGAAGUGGUGGAGAUCAUCAAAGACGUCUGGAAAGAGCGGAUGGCUGAAGAAAAACAGAAAGAGGAGAAAUCCACUUUGAGCCAGUUUUUCCUCAACUACCUGAAAAACCGCUUUGGGGAAGCCUCUGCCAUGGACUGGUCCUACACCAUUUUUGAAAAUAUCAGACUCUUUCACUCAGUUGAAGUUAUGAAGCAAUUUUAUGAGGUUCUGUCAGGAAAGGUAGAAGAAGGGGUAUACAUUAGCCAGAAAGAACUUGUGGCCUAUCUGCUGAAGGAGUUGAACAACAGUGACAUCCAUAAUGACGGAAACCUCACCAUGGAUCAAUUCAGUGCAGCCCUCAAGAAUGCCUGGCCCCUCAAGACAGAAGAGCAAAUUCAGGAGCUGGUGGACACGGCUAAGUUAGAGGACUUCCCCGAAGAUAUCAUUCAAUACCGAGUUUUGUUUGUUGAGGAUGAACUGGGAACACCAGGGCUCUUCAUUAAAAAAAUGUGGGAGCAGGCCCAAAUUGAGAAGCAGGCCUAUCUGCAGGACCUGGAGGUAGAACUUGGACCCAACAUGUUGGCUGAGUUAGGCCCAGAUCAACUGCGCCAAGCCCUGAUUGCCAUUGACCCCUCCCUGGAUGAGCAAACCCUGGACAGCUACGUGAGCCAGGCCUUCCAGAUUCCUAUAACAGAAUUGGAGCCAGAUAUAGUAGAGGAACAAAGGGUCCUGCUAGCCCACUUAAGAGCUGGAGCCAUCAAGCGAAUGGGCCCUCGAGAGCAUGAGACAGGUUCCUAAACCCUAUCCCAGCCAGCCCAAGUAAAACUUCUACCUUUGCCCAUGGAAGUGGAGGAGAGGAUUGGCAGCCAACCCAAACCAAGCUCUGCUUCCCUUCCCUCCCUCAACCCCAACUUCUAAAGCAAAGAUCCCUUGAUUUUGCAAACAAAUAUAUAUCAUUUGUAAGAA